Aphis gossypii (cotton aphid) is the source of this 3172-nucleotide messenger RNA. RefSeq lists its product as uncharacterized. The record is from RefSeq and is a predicted model, not a curated record. The coding region runs from base 62 to 1489 and encodes 475 amino acids. The transcript is spliced from 2 exons. Lineage: Eukaryota; Metazoa; Arthropoda; Insecta; Hemiptera; Aphididae.
UACAAGCCGACCAUAUCAAUAAGGCACCAGUUGUGUCAGUCGAUCAUCAAAGUCGUCAAACAUGAAGUCUGCUUUGGUUAUUGCGUCCGUUCUCUUAGCAGGCGUGGCCUUUGAAGUCACCGCCCGCAAUGUCAAUGACAACCAAAACCAACGUGAAAACAACAACCAGUGGGCCCGUUUCCAACAAGGGGACUACAGCGAUGAGUCUGCAGAACCGACCUUGAAUGAAUUUCAAAACAACAACAAAUUCAAUAACGUCCAAAGCUUCUAUGAAUCAGAAUCUACUUUUGCCGACCGCUCACGACAGAGCAACCAAAACGAUGAGACUUACUUCGGUUCCAGCCAAGAGUUGAGUCAACAACAGCAGCGCAAAAGCCAAAACCAAUUCGCGGCUGACCGACAGCCCGAAGGACUCGCCAAGAUAAUAGUCGAAAAAAUCGCCGCCAUUCAGAAAAUUGCCAUCGAAAACAAUAUCGCCGACAGUGCCGAUUUAUUGGACGCAGCGCUCACCGUCAACCAAAACUCCGUUAAGUUCCCAAAACACAAUUUCGUGUCGUUCUUCAACUCAACCAUGAAAAACCUUAACAACGGUGACUUGGAAUACAUGUACCUGAACCUCAAUAAAGAUGCUGUGUUCGCCCAGUACCAGUUCAACGAGCUCAAAACUGUCGGAUCGUUCAAGUCCAACAUCCCUCACGCUCACUCAGGUUACUACACAAUCAUCAUGAACAACGUGGUCAGCAACUUGUCGACCGGAUUCUUCGACGACAAACGCGCCGUGAUCAAGGCGGCCAAAUUCCAAUACGCUGACGCCAACAUCAAGACCCACGACGGUUCCGAAACACAGGUGUUCAGCCCGGCUCUGGAGCAAAAAUAUUUGGGAGUUUUGGCUAACGCCGUGUCCAACGAAGUUAUGAAGUCUGCCAACAAAGGUGCACUCGUCCAUAUUAAAAACGAAAUCCGUAAACCAAUGGAAAUGGACGUCGCUAGAAAGUACACCAACAAGCUGUUCGACUUGAGAUGGCAGGAGGACCAAGUCACCAUGGAAAUGAAUAACAUCGGUUUCAAGAACUCCGAAGAACUGAAACAGGCAACCAAACAAUUAUUGAACUCUGUGACUUUCCAAAGGAAAUCCCAGGACUCCUACAGGAUGCGUUACGACUUCGCCAUCAAAAACUUGGAAUGGACUUCGGCUCUGAACGUCAUGUCGGCUGGUAAGAGGAUGACCACAGAACCAAUGAAAUUCGCCAUUGAGAAAUUAAACGUCAAAGUUUACAUCGACAAAGCCGUGCACAACCAAAAACAGUCGUAUGGCAAGGCUUACACCAAAGUUGAAGUACAAGGUCUUCAUUACAACUUGAAACACGUCCAGUCUGAACUUGUGUCCAACCUUGAAAACGACCUCCAACGUUUCAUGGAACUUUCUUUGGGAUCUUACCUUCAAGAUUGUUUGGUACAAGAAUUAAUCAACUACAACCGUCAAUAUUAAAUUGACUUAUUUAUUUUUAAACAUAAUAUGUUUUUUAGAUAAAUCAUAUAUAAUAAGCAAUAGUAUAAACGUUUAACAUAAUAUUUUCAUUUAAUUUUAAUUUUAUAAUAGUUUUAUAAUUUCAUUAUCUACAAAAUAAAUUUAAUAUCUAAUACAAAAAAUGAACUUAUUUAUACAUUACAUUUAAAAAAUAAUAUUAUUGUUAAUUGUACCUGUAAUGCUCAAUCGGAAAAAACAGUUAUUUCAAUUCGAAAUUAUUGAUUUUAAUGAGCACUGAUGGAGGUUUUUAUAUGACUUCAAUAGUAAGUACAGGAAUAGCAUAUCAUGUUGACGAAAGUAUAUGAUAAAAGUAUACCUACAUUUAAUUUUAAAUUAAUUCAUUGCAUUUAUGUUAUAUCUUAAUAUUGUCAAUACUCAAUACUCAUCUACAUAUUAUUUCUUAAUGUUGUGAACGUCUUCAACUCUAUAGAAAAGAUUAGAUUUAUAUUAUAUUAAACAUAUAAUAUAUGUUAUUAUAUAUUAUGUAAAUAGAAAAUGAAUAUGAUGGCAUUUGGUGAGCGGAGACUUAAAUAGGAAAUCAAACUUACACUUUACAGCAUCAAUUUUAUAAAUAAAAAAAGUGUGUUAUUAAUAAUAAUAACUUAUUACAUUGAAAUUAAGUAUUUAAUAAAUCAAUAAUGAUAUAAUACAUCUAAAAAUAUGUAUUUAUAAGCACAGUAAUGUAAUAUAUGUGUUUUAUAUGUACUAUAUAAGUAUUAUAACAAUAUAGUUAUUACUUAAUAACUAUAUUUUUUUUUUAUAAAUAUAAUAAUAUAAUAUACGUAUAAGUGAAGAUAUGUUUAUAAAUAAUAUAAACUCAAAAUUAUUGAUCAUAGUAAUUAAUAAUAUAAUGCUAUCUAAAAUUGUGUGCAUAAAUUACGAGUUAAGAUGUAUGAGUAAUAUUCGUGGCAUAUUGUACACGCAAUAGUAAUACAUUAAUACAUUAUUACGUUUCAUAGGUGCUACUACCAUUGCCACUACGCUGAAAUCUGCUCAAAAACACAAAAACAGACAUCUUCUCAUAUAUAACUCUUAUUGGUAACAAUACCGUACAGUAUUAUAAUAGAUAUAGGGAACAUGCAAUUAUAAAUUCGUUGAGAUAAAUUUUAGUACUUUAGGAAGAUUUCGUCAACAAUCAACGCUUUUAAUGUACAUAACACGCUCGUAUGUUCACCAAAUUAGAAAAUAUAGAUAAAAUUAAGACAUAAAUAAAAAUCAUAAUAAUUAUUAAAGAAAUACAUUUGUCAUUGAAUUUUUUACGGGCCAGGUAAUAUUUGUCCGGUUGGACUAGGUGCAGUGAGUAAUAUAAAAUAUAUAAUAUAAGUAAGGGCCGCCGUUUGGUGAUCUCUACUUUAAUUCUGAAAUAUAGCAUAUUAUUAUUAUCGUACUCAUAGUACAAUAAGGUAUAUAUAAAAAAAAAACACAUUUAUUUUGUCUAUAUAACGUUAUUAUAGACCGCAAUUGAGGACCAUCAAAUAACAUAUUUCUUAUUUGGCAUAGCAUAUUUGAAUAUACAGCAGAUUUUUAAAAAAACAAAAUCAAAUCGGUUUUAAUCAAGUAUAAAAUUUAUACUUAUUUAUUUUUCAUUUUUCGUUUUAUUUCAUAAAAUAUUUAUGUAAACAAUAAUUUAUUGCAAAUACAAUC